Messenger RNA from Hansenula anomala, 659 nucleotides. RefSeq lists its product as uncharacterized. The record is from RefSeq and is a predicted model, not a curated record. The transcript has a single exon. The annotation marks the transcript as partial. NCBI's taxonomy places the organism in Eukaryota, Fungi, Ascomycota, Saccharomycetes, Phaffomycetales, Wickerhamomycetaceae.
CUUCAAAGCUUAAACCACAAUUUUCUUUGUAAUAGAGAUUUCGGAUUAAUCAGUGAUUUGGAAGGUACUUUUUUAUAUCAGCUCAAGUCCAUUGAACCUCAUGAUUCAGCUGAGAGUACUGGAAAACAUGAUUUGGUGGUUGAAUAUAUCGUUGUCAAAAACAUUUUGGCUGGUAAUAUGGUUGAACACGAAAACAUGCAAGGCGAUAAAGAUUUGGCAUGUAAAUACUGGGAGGAUCUGUUGGGAAAUGAAAAGGUUUUAACUACAAGGUUAUUGAUUUCUGUUAUUUUGGUUUGUAAAAUUUUAUCAGUCAACUCUGGAAAUGCUAAUGACUAUAAUUUGCCCAAUGAAAGUGAUCAAAUAGAGAAAUUGCAAAACAUUUUUCAAAGUUUUGUGGGUCCAAGAAUAAAGAUACUGAAAGAACGCACUGAAAUAAAUUCAAGAGAAAGAGGAUUUGAUUUUGAAGUUGAAGGUCCUCUCUUGAAAAUGCACCGAUCGAGUCAAGUUUCACAGCUCCCAAGCAACAAUACCUCUGAACAUAAAUCACCUUCAGCAGAAGAUGAUAAUAUUGCCGCUUCAAAGAAUAGUAAGGUCGAAGAAUCAGAUGAUGAAGAGUUUUUUGAGGUGGUAAAACGUGGAAUAAUAAAUUAUAAAUUCCC